This is a messenger RNA of Nezara viridula (southern green stink bug), 1933 nucleotides long. The record is from the annotation of a GenBank genome assembly. NCBI's taxonomy places the organism in Eukaryota, Metazoa, Arthropoda, Insecta, Hemiptera, Pentatomidae.
GCUGAGAGCAGACUGCGUGGCGCUGCCUUACACCUUACAGUCUCGGCGGUAAUGGUGCCUUUCGUUUCAAAGAGAGAAAAUGAUGAUGACCAUGAUGCUGAGGAUGAUGAUGAUGACGUGGGCGGUGCGAGGGGGCGGGGCCAGCCCCGAGGAGGGGCUCCUCAAGCUGCUCGGCCUCCACAGACGCCCCCACCCCCCCGCCCCCGACCUGCAGGUGCCCCAGGAACUCCUCGACAUCUACCGCCGCCAGCAGGACCCGGACAGCUGGGACACGAUGGAUCUGCCCCUCGAAGGUCGCCACACCAGGUCCGCCAACACUGUCACGUCGUUCAGUCACACAGGUGAAAAUGAUAAAAAACCAAGGCGAAAAUUCCGUCUAAAUUUCAACAUAACGGAAGUCUUGGACAAAGAUACGGUGACAGCUGCAGAAUUGCGAUUGUCCAGCCUACAGCCAGGUCAGCGAGUCCAGGUCCACGAUAUCGUGCAGCCCGGGAAGAAAGGUGGUGACGGUCCCAUCCUCAGGGUAUUGGACUCCAAGAAGGUGGGCAAGGACGGCAGCGUGCUGUUGGACGUCACUCCGGCUGUGGAGCGAUGGAAAAGCGGCACCAACCACGGCCUCCUUGUGGAAGGAGAAGGCGCUCCGCAGAGGGUAAAGAGGGACCUCCACAGGAUGUUCCUCUACUCCGACGAUGGGAGAUCCGGGCCGCGAGGACUGCCAGAGCUGUUGUCCAGGAAGAAGAGAGCCCCAGGAAAGACAAACAGAAGGAAGGAUGGAAGAUCUCUCUGCAGGCGACAUCCGCUUUACGUGAACUUCAAGGCGGUCGGAUGGGACGACUGGAUCGUGGCCCCCCCUGGCUACGACGCCUAUUACUGCCACGGGGACUGCCCCUUCCCUCUGGCGGACCAUCUCAACUCCACCAACCACGCCAUAGUCCAAACCUUGGUUCAUUCGGUCAACCCCAACGCCGUGCCAAAGGCCUGUUGCGUGCCCACCCAACUGUCCUCUAUCUCCAUGCUCUACCUCGACGAGGGGAAGGUAGUUCUCAAGAACUAUCAGGACAUGAUGGUGGUGGGCUGUGGUUGCAGAUAACACCCAAUAAUAUUGUAAAUAUUUUAGAAUGUAAUAUAUUGUAUACAUAUUGUAUAAAUGUACAUAAGAUGAAGUUAAGGGAGCACAAUCUAGUCUCAGUAGUUAUAAGAUUUAAAUUUAAAGUUUUACAAUGUUCUGAUUUCGCAGACAGAAAAUUCACCGCAGUAAUAAGUGAAUUAUUCUUAUGAAAUGCUACUUAAUGGACUUUUUGCAUUAAAUUAGAUAGUAAACUUAAAACGCUAGCGAUAAUGCACACGUCUAUGCAUCUUUUAAUUUUUCUUCCAAAUUUCAUAGCAUAGAAUAAUAACGUGAUUUGACAAGCUACAAUUGGUCUGUAUUUAACUGUUAACAAUUUAAUUUAUUUAAAAACAAAUUAUGUACCUGAUAUUUUUAAUAACUUGUAUAAAUAAAUGUAUGCAAUCAAUUGUUGACUUAUCAAAUCUUUAAAAUUAAAAUCUACUUUUUUGUAUUCUCAGUUUAUAGAAAUAUAAAUUUUAAAAUAUCAAACAAUUUAUAAAAAAAAAAAAAAAACUUCAUCAUUAAGUGUUCAUUAAAAACAAUUACUGAAAUUUAUGUUUAUAUAUAAAUGUUACCUACAUAUGUUAUACAUUAACAAAAAAAACGUUAUAAAUGUAAAUAUGUUAAUAGGAUAAUAUUUAUUCAUAAAAAUAUGUAUGUACAUUAUGUAUAUAAAAAAUGAAAACUAUGAUGAAAUAUAUAUUGAAAAAUUGAAUAUUUAAAUAACAUGUUUUCAUUUGAACCCAAUGAUGAGAAAUCCUGAAUUUACACUUAAACCCAGCAAGAACUCUCAUAUUUCAUGUAAAUCCUCUUAUUUUGUAAACG